Messenger RNA from Hemicordylus capensis (graceful crag lizard), 11989 nucleotides. It is a transcript of the gene USP34, whose product is annotated as ubiquitin specific peptidase 34. Gene Ontology annotation, biological process: protein deubiquitination. The record is from RefSeq and is a predicted model, not a curated record. The coding region runs from base 539 to 11335 and encodes 3598 amino acids. NCBI's taxonomy places the organism in Eukaryota, Metazoa, Chordata, Lepidosauria, Squamata, Cordylidae. Gene Ontology annotation, cellular component: nucleus; cytosol. The transcript has 81 exons. Gene Ontology annotation, molecular function: cysteine-type deubiquitinase activity; cysteine-type endopeptidase activity.
CUCUGAACGGAGGGCGCGCACACACACACACACACACACACCCCUUCUCCUCCUCCCCCUCCCCCCCAGUCGCGCGCAUCAUCCCCCCUCCAGUUUCUUCCUCCUUCCUCUCCAUCCCCUCUCGGCCUCCUUCCCUCGUGCAAUCCCCUCCUCCGUCCCCCUCAGCAAAAUGGCGGCGCGUGGAGGCCUUGGGAGCCAGUGAGUGAGUGACUCGCGUCCGCCGGCGCCGCCGCCUCCUCCUCCUCCACCCCCCCCUUUUCUGGGCUACUUCAGUCGCCGCCAGGCUCGUUCGCAUUGGGCGGUCAGCCCCCUUCUCGUCCUCCCUCUCCACCCCCCCUCCCCACUUGCGCUCGCCUCUCUCCCCAGCGCCCCCUCCUCCCCUCCCCCAUCUUCUCUCACAGGCGCUCUAACACCGCCCCUCCCCCACCCCCCUGCCCGGCCCCUCCCCCUGCCCGUCAAUCCGUCAGCAGCGACCGAGAGCGGAUCAAUCAAUGGUCGGGAGGAGGCGGAGGCGGCGGCUGCUGCUGUUGAAUGAACAAUGUGUGAGAGCUGCGCCGAGCUGCUGGAGGUGUUAAACGAGAUAUCUGACAUUGAAGGUGGUGAUGGAUUGCAGCUCAGAAAGGAACAUGCGCUCAAAGUUUUUGCUUAUAUCAAUUCUUGGACUCAAAGGCAAUGUCUUUGCUGCUUCAAGGAGUAUAAGCAUCUGGAGAUCUUCAACCAAGUUGUGUGCGCGCUUAUAAAUCUAGUUAUUGCCCAAGUUCAAACUCUUCGAGACCAGCUGUGUAAACAUUGCACUAUUAACAUAGACUCAGCAUGGCAAGGUGAGAAUAAUCCAUCUGAUGAGCCACUGAAUGUAGAAAGAGAAUCUCACGGAGCAGAAGAAAAUGGAGAACGGCACAAAUCUUUAGAGAAGAAGUUAGACUCUGGAAGAACUUGUAUCCUGACAGAAGAGGAAUCUGCAAAGGGCACUGAUGCCUAUAGUAUAUGGAGCACUGAGGAGAAGGAAAAACUUCUGCUUUGCGUAGCGAAAAUCUUUCAGAUCCAGUUUCCUCUGUAUACUGCUUACAAGCAUAACACACACCCAACAAUAGAGGAUAUUUCUGCACAAGAGAGCAAUAUAUUAGGGGCAUUCUGUGAUAUGAAUGAUGUAGAAGUACCAUUGCACUUGCUUCGCUAUGUUUGCUUAUUUUGUGGGAAAAAUGGUCUUUCCCUCAUGAAGGACUGUUUUGAAUAUGGAACCCCUGAAACGUUGCCAUUUCUCAUAGCACAUGCAUUUAUCACUGUGGUCUCCAAUAUCAGAAUAUGGCUGCACAUCCCUGCUGUUAUGCAACAUAUUAUACCAUUUAGGACUUACGUUAUCAGGUAUUUAUGUAAACUGUCGGACCAGGAGUUGAGACAGAGCGCAGCACGUAACAUGGCAGACUUAAUGUGGAGCACAGUUAAAGAGCCUUUGGACACUGCCUUGUGUUUCGAUAAAGAAAGUCUUGAUCUUGCAUUUAAAUAUUUUAUGUCACCGACUUUAACCAUGAGGUUGGCUGGACUCAGUCAAAUAACAAAUCAACUUCACACCUUCAAUGAUGUCUGCAAUAAUGAAUCAUUGGUUUCAGACACAGAAACGUCCAUUGCAAAAGAGCUUGCAGAUUGGCUGAUCAACAACAAUGUAGUAGAGCAUAUUUUUGGACCAAAUUUACACAUUGAGAUUAUUAAACAGUGCCAAGUGAUUCUUAAUUUUCUUGCUGCUGAAGGCCGACUUAGUACACAGCACAUAGAUUGCAUUUGGACUGCAGCACAGUUGAAGCAUUGUAGUCGCUACAUACACGACUUGUUUCCUUCACUGAUCAAGAAUUUGGAUCCCGUCCCACUUAGACAUCUUCUUAAUUUAGUCUCUACCCUCCAUCCAAGUGCACAUACAGAACAGACUUUAUAUUUGGCAUCCAUGCUCAUUAAAGCAUUGUGGAAUAAUGCCCUUGCUGCAAAGGCUCAGCUAUCCAAACAGAGCUCAUUUGCAUCUUUACUCAGUACAAACCUACCAAUGGGAAAUAAGAAAGAGGAAGAAGAACUUCGAAGAGCAGCUCCAUCACCAUGGUCACCUGCAGCAAGUCCUCAAAGCAGUGACAACAGUGAUACUCAUCAGAGUGGAGGGAGUGACAUUGAAAUGGAAGAGCAGUUGAUGAGCAGAAAUAAACAUGUUCAGCAGCGACUUUCAGAUACAGAGGAAUCUAUGCAGGGAAGUUCUGAUGAGACAGCAAACAGUGGUGAGGAUGGCAGCAGUGGGCCAGGGAGCAGCAGUGGCCACAGCGAGGGAUCCAGCAACGAGGCCAACUCCAGCCACGCAAGUCAGUCUGCAGGGAGCCCAGGUAGUGAGGUACAGUCGGAAGACAUCGCGGAUAUUGAAGCUCUCAAGGAAGAGGAGGAAGAAGAUGACGACGACAGAGGUCAUAAUUCCCAGAAAAAUGGUCGGAACACAGAGUUACGAAGCAGAAAAAUGGAAUCUCAGUCGGGUAUUUGCUUGGGAGAUUCGCAGGGAACAGCAGAGAGGAGCGGUGUUAGCAAUGGAACUGGAAAGGACCAUGUUUUUAAUACGGACUCUGUGCCACCAGUGGAUAAUAGAAUUAGAAUGUUAGACCCCUGUUCACACACAGAGGACACAGAACAUGAUAUGGCGGGGGAAAUGAGUACAGCUCAUAUAUCACAAGGCUCUCAAGAUUCCUGUAUAACGCAUACAGGGGACUUCCUUGGGGAAGCAAUUGGGAACGAAUUAUUUAAUUGUCGACAGUUCAUUGGUCCACAGCAUCACCACCACCAUCAUCACCACCAUCACCACCACCACCACCACCACCAUCAUGAAGGACACAUGGUUGAUGAUAUGUUAAGUGCUGACGAUGUCAGCUGUAGCAGUUCCCAAGUCAGUGCAAAAUCAGAGAAAAAUAUGGCGGAUUUCGAUGGGGAAGAAUCUGGGUGCGAAGAAGAACUGGUACAGAUUAAUUCACAUGCUGAACUAACAUCUCACCUACAGCAACACCUUCCAAAUCUUGCUUCCAUUUAUCAUGAACAUCUCAGCCAAGGGCCCGCAGUUCAUAAGCACCAGUACAACAGCAACGCAGUGACAGAUAUUAACUUGGAUAAUGUUUGCAAGAAGGGAAAUACACUUUUGUGGGAUCUGGUCCAGGAUGAAGAUGCAAUCCAUCUCUCUGAAGGUUUGAUAAAUGAAGCAGAGAAGCUUCUGUGUUCAUUAGUAUGUUGGUUUACCGAUAGACAGAUUCGAAUGAGGUUCAUCGAAGGCUGUCUAGAAAAUUUAGCCAAUAACAGGAACAGCUUCUUCCCUGACGGGGAGGACUUCCUCCCUAAUUCUAGUGCAGCCGGCACUGGUGGUUGUGCUGCAGGAUCACCCUCCUCUCGAAAGGAGACCCUGCGAGCAAUGGGGACAACUCGAUCAGUUGUAGUUUCCCUUCGUCUUCUUCCAAAAUUAUUUGGUACCUUUCAACAAUUUGGAAGCAGUUACGACACACAUUGGAUAACAAUGUGGGCUGAAAAAGAACUUAACAUGAUGAAGCUCUUCUUUGAUAAUUUGGUACACUACAUUCAGGCUGUCAGGGAAGGACGGCAUAAACAUGCAUUGUACAGCCACAGCGCAGAAGUUCAAGUGCGCCUUCAGUUUCUGACAUGUGUCUUUUCAACUCUGGGAUCACCAGAUCACUUCAGAUUGAGUCUGGAACAAGUGGACAUACUAUGGCACUGUCUGGUAGAAGAUUCUGAAUGCUAUGAUGAUGCACUACACUGGUUUUUAAAUCAAGUACGAAGCAAAGACCAGCAUGCCAUGGGAAUGGAAACCUACAAGCAUCUUUUUUUAGAGAAGAUGCCUCAGUUAAAGCCUGAAACGAUCAGUAUGACUGGAUUAAAUUUAUUUCAGCAUUUAUGUAAUUUGGCUCGACUGGCUACCAGUGCAUAUGAUGGUGGUUCAAAUUCUGAGUUGUGUGGUAUGGACCAGUUCUGGGGCAUUGCUUUAAGAGCGCAAUCUGGAGAUGUGAGCCGUGCAGCUAUCCAGUAUAUCAACUCCUAUUAUAUUAAUGGUAAAACGGGUCUAGAGAAAGAACAAGAGUUUAUUAGUAAGUGCAUGGAGAGUCUAAUGAUCGCGUCAAGUAAUCUUGAGCAAGAUUCACACUCAAGCCUCACCAUUAUUGAACGAGGGCUCCUGAUGCUUAAGACUCAUUUAGAAGCUUUUCGGAGAAGGUUUGCAUAUCAUUUGAGACAAUGGCAAAUUGAAGGCACCGGCAUCAGCAGCCAUUUGAAAGCACUGAGCGACAAACAGUCAUUGCCUCUUAGGAUAGUUUGUCAGCCAGCUGGACUUCCUGACAAGAUGACAAUAGAGAUGUAUCCUAGUGAUCAGGUAGCAGAUCUAAGAGCUGAGGUUACACAUUGGUAUGAGAAUUUGCAGAAAGAACAGCUAAACCAGCAAGCUCAGCUACAAGAGUUUGGCCAAAGCAGUCGGAAAGGAGACUUCCCAGGUGGUCUCAUGGGGCCUGUGAGAAUGAUCUCUUCCGGGCAUGAACUGACAACAGACUAUGAUGAGAAAACUCUUCAUGAAUUGGGCUUUAAAGAUAUGCAGAUGGUGUUUGUAUCCUUGGGUGCUCCAAGGAGAGAGCGAAAGGGUGAAGGUGUUCAGCUUCCAGCAUCCUGCCUGCCACCUCCUCAGAAGGACAAUAUUCCAAUGCUCUUACUUCUGCAAGAGCCUCACCUGACCACUCUCUUUGAUUUGCUAGAGAUGCUUGCCUCUUUUAAACCACCUCCAGCAGAAGUGGCUAUGGAAGAUAGUGAGAGUGCAAAAUGUGAAGAGCUCCACCUUCAUGCAGAGAAUCUGUCAAGGCGAGUCUGGGAGUUGUUAAUGCUUCUGCCAACAUGCCCCAAUAUGCUUCAGGCAUUUCAAAAUAUUUCAGAUGAACAGGGUAAUGAUGGAUUCAAUUGGAAAGAUCUUUUGAGAAUAAAAAGUGCUCAUAAACUUUUGUAUGCUCUUGAAAUAAUUGAAGCUCUUGGAAAGCCCAACAGAAGAAUAAGGCGGGAAUCCACGGGAAGCUACAGUGAUCUUUAUCCAGAUUCUGAUGAUUCAAGUGAAGAUCAAAUAGAAAAUAGUAAAAACACGUGGAGCUGCAAGUUUGUUGCUUCUGGAGGGCUUCAGCAGCUUUUGGAAAUCUUCGACUCUGGGAUUUUAGAGCCUAAAGAGCAGGAAUCUUGGACGGUGUGGCUACUAGACUGUCUUGCAUGCUUGCUGAAGUUGAUAUGCCAGUUUGCAGUAGAUCCAUCAGAUCUAGAUCUGGCUUAUCAUGAUGUCUUUGCCUGGUCUGGAGUAGCAGAGAGCCACAGGAAACGAACUUGGCCAGGGAAGUCCCGGAAGACUGCAGGAGACCAUGCAAAAGGCCUUCACAUACCGCGCCUGACAGAGGUAUUUCUUGUACUUGUCCAGGGAACCAGUUUGAUUCAGCGACUUAUGUGUGUUGCUUAUACAUAUGACAACUUGGCGCCUAGGGUUUUGAAAGCUCAAGCUGACCAUAGGUCAAGACAUGAAGUUACACACUAUUCAAUGUGGCUUUUAGUGAGCUGGGCUCACUGCUGCUCUUUAGUGAAAUCCAACUUAGCGGAUAGUGAUAAUUUACAAGACUGGCUAAAGAAGCUCACCCUUCUCAUUCCUGAGACUGCUGUCCGUCAUGAGUCCUGCAAUGGUCUUUAUAAAUUAUCACUGUCUGGUUUAGAUGGGGGAGAUUCAAUAAACAGAUCUUUCCUGCUGCUGGCUGCCUCAACAUUGCUAAAGUUUCUUCCUGAUGCCCAGGCAUUAAAGCCUAUCAAGAUAGAGGAUUAUGAAGAAGAACCCAUCUUACAGCCUGGCUGUAAGGAAUAUUUCUGGUUGCUGUGCAAACUAAUAGAUAACAUACAUGUAAAAGAUGCUAGUCAGACAACAUUGCUUGAUUUAGAUGCCUUAGCCAGACAUUUGGCCGAUUGCAUUAGAAGCAGAGAAAUCCUUGACCAUCAAGAUGGCAACAUAGAAGAUGAUGGCCUUACAGGCCUCUUGCGUCUGGCCACCAGUGUUGUUAAACACAAACCACCUUUUAAAUUUUCCCGAGAAGGGCAGGAGUUCCUGAGAGAUAUCUUCAACCUUCUGUUCUUGCUGCCAAGCCUAAAAGACCGGCAGCAACCAAAGUGCAAGUCCCAUUCUUCAAGGGCGGCUGCUUAUGACUUGUUGGUAGAAAUGGUGAAGGGCUCUGUUGAGAACUACCGGCUGCUCCACAACUGGGUCAUGGCACAACACAUGCAGUCUUCCCAUGCACCUUACAAAUGGGAUUAUUGGCCACAUGAUGAUGUCAGAGCUGAGUGCAGGUUUGUGGGUCUGACCAACCUUGGAGCAACUUGUUACUUGGCUUCAACUAUUCAGCAACUUUACAUGAUACCAGAAGCUAGGCAAGCCAUCUUUACUGCAAAGUAUUCAGAGGAUAUGAAGCACAAGACCACCCUCUUAGAACUUCAGAAAAUGUUUACACAUUUAAUGGAAAGUGAAUGCAAAGCAUACAAUCCAAGGCCAUUCUGCAAAACCUACACAAUGGAUAAACAGCCGCUUAAUACUGGGGAACAAAAAGACAUGACUGAAUUCUUUACAGAUCUAAUAACAAAAAUUGAAGAAAUGUCUCCAGAAUUGAAGAAUACGGUGAAAAGUUUGUUUGGAGGUGUUAUCACAAACAAUGUUGUUUCUUUGGAUUGUGAGCAUGUCAGCCAGACCGCUGAAGAGUUCUAUACAGUGCGAUGCCAGGUAGCAGACAUGAAGAAUAUUUAUGAAUCUCUUGAUGAAGUUACUAUUAAAGAUACCCUAGAAGGCGACAACAUGUAUACGUGUUCUCACUGUGGGAAGAAAGUCCGAGCAGAAAAACGAGCAUGUUUUAAGAAAUUGCCUCGCAUCUUAAGUUUCAAUACUAUGAGAUACACUUUUAACAUGGUCACUAUGAUGAAGGAGAAGGUCAACACCCACUUCUCAUUUCCUUUACGUCUGGACAUGACACCGUACACUGAAGAUUUCCUCAUGGGAAAGAAUGACAGGAAAGAAGGUUUCAAGGAUGAUGGAAACAGUUCUAAGGAAACUAAGUGUUUUGAAUACGAUUUGAUAGGUGUCACAGUCCAUACAGGAACAGCAGAUGGGGGGCACUACUACAGUUUUAUCAGAGAUAUUGUCAACCCUUAUGCUUACAAAAACAACAAGUGGUACCUUUUCAAUGAUGCUGAAGUGAAACCAUUUGAUUCUGCUCAGUUGGCCUCGGAAUGUUUUGGUGGAGAAAUGAUGACAAAGACCUAUGAUUCUGUCACUGAUAAAUUCAUGGAUUUUUCCUUUGAAAAGACACAUAGUGCAUACAUGCUCUUUUACAAACGGAUGGAGCCAGAAGAGGAAAAUGGCCGAGACUACAAAUUUGAUGUUUCUUCUGAGUUGCUUGAGUGGAUCUGGCACGAUAACAUGCAGUUUCUUCAAGACAAGAAUAUUUUUGAACACACCUAUUUUGGGUUCAUGUGGCAGUUGUGUAGUAGUAUCCCCAGCACAUUACCGGAUCCAAAAGCAGUCUCUUUGAUGACAGCCAAGUUAAGCACAUCUUUUGUUUUGGAGACAUUUAUCCAUUCAAAAGAAAAGCCCACAAUGCUUCAGUGGAUUGAACUGUUAACCAAGCAGUUUAACAACAGUCAGGCUGCUUGUGAGUGGUUUCUAGAUCGUAUGGCUGAUGAUGACUGGUGGCCCAUGCAGAUUCUGAUAAAAUGCCCCAAUCAGAUUGUGAGACAGAUGUUCCAACGCUUGUGUAUUCAUGUGAUUCAGCGAUUGAGACCGGUCCAUGCACAUCUUUAUCUGCAGCCAGGGAUAGAAGACUGUUCGGAUGACAUGGAUGGCCCUGUGGAAGAUAUUGGUAGUCGCUCGUGUGUAACUCGCUUUGUGAAGACUCUGUUGUCAAUUAUGGAACAUGGUGUUAAACCUCACAGUAAACAUCUCACAGAGUACUUUGCCUUUCUUUAUGAAUUUGCCAAAAUGGGAGAAGAGGAGAGCCAGUUCUUACUUUCGCUGCAAGCCAUAUCAACCAUGGUCCAUUUCUACAUGGGAACUAAAGGACCUGAAAAUCCACAAGUUGAAGUAUUGUCAGAAGAAGAAGGGGAGGAGGAGGAGGAAGAGGAAGACAUCCUUUCUUUAGCAGAAGAAAAAUACAGGCCUGCUGCACUUGAAAAGAUGAUUGCUCUAAUAGCUCUUCUGGUUGAACAGUCUCGCUCAGAGAGGCACUUGACUUUAUCCCAGAACGAUAUGGCUGCAUUAACAGGAGGCAAGGGUUUUCCUUUCUUGUUUCAACAUAUCCGUGAUGGAAUCAACAUCAGGCAGACCUGCAAUCUCAUUUUCAGCCUCUGUCGGUACAAUAACAGACUUGCUGAACAUAUUGUAUCCAUGCUGUUCACAUCUAUUGCCAAGUUGACUCCUGAGGCAGCCAAUCCUUUUUUCAAGUUGCUGACCAUGCUGAUGGAAUUUGCUGGUGGCCCUCCAGGAAUGCCACCCUUCGCUUCUUACAUCUUACAGAGGAUAUGGGAGGUGAUAGAGUACAACCCUUCUCAGUGCCUGGAUUGGCUAGCAGUGCAGACACCUCGAAAUAAGCUAGCUCACAGCUGGGUGUUGCAGAACAUGGAGAACUGGGUUGAACGCUUCCUUUUGGCUCACAACUACCCUCGUGUGAGAACUUCUGCAGCCUACCUUCUGGUCUCUCUUAUUCCAAGCAAUUCAUUCCGGCAGAUGUUCCGAUCCACCCGCUCGCUGCACAUCCCCACCCGAGAUCUCCCUCUCAGUCCGGAUACUACAGUUGUCCUUCACCAGGUCUACAAUGUACUCCUUGGGCUGCUUUCGCGAGCGAAGCUCUAUGUUGAUGCUGCAGUUCAUGGGACUACAAAGCUGGUUCCCUACUUCAGUUUUAUGACUUACUGUUUGAUUUCCAAAACUGAAAAACUGAUGUUUUCUACCUAUUUUAUGGACCUGUGGAACCUUUUCCAGCCUAAGCUUUCUGAACCUGCCAUAGCCACCAACCACAACAAGCAGGCUCUGCUCUCUUUCUGGUACAACGUCUGUGUUGACUGCCCUGAAAAUGUGCGCCUUAUUGUGCAGAACCCCGUGGUGACCAAGAACAUUGCCUUCAAUUACAUCUUAGCGGACCAUGAUGACCAGGAUGUGGUGCUCUUUAACCGCGGGAUGCUGCCUGCCUACUAUGGUAUUCUGCGGUUGUGCUGUGAGCAGUCCCCUGCAUUCACCAGGCAGCUGGCUUCUCAUCAGAACAUCCAGUGGGCCUUUAAAAACCUCACACCACAUGCCAGCCAGUACCCUGGGGCAGUGGAAGAGCUGUUUAACCUCAUGCAACUGUUUGUAGCUCAGAGGCCAGAUAUGAGAGAAGAAGAACUGGAAGAUAUUAAGCAGUUUAAGAAAACUACCAUAAACUGUUAUCUCCGCUGCUUAGAUGGACGGUCAUGCUGGACUACUUUAAUAAGUGCCUUCCGAAUAUUGUUAGAAACUGACGAGGACCGACUUCUUGUUGUGUUUAACAGAGGGUUAAUCCUCAUGACUGAGUCCUUCAACACUUUGCACAUGAUGUACCACGAAGCCACAGCCUGCCAUGUAACUGGAGACCUAGUGGAGCUUCUGUCCAUAUUCCUGUCGGUUCUCAAGUCCACCCGGCCAUAUCUGCAGAGAAAAGAUGUGAAACAAGCACUGAUCCAGUGGCAGGAGAGAAUAGAAUUUGCCCACAAGCUUUUAACUUUGCUGAAUUCCUACAGUCCUCCAGAACUUAGAAACGCUUGUAUAGAUGUCCUCAAGGAGCUGGUACUUUUAAGCCCUCACGAUUUUCUGCACACUCUGGUUCCAUUUCUGCAGCACAACCAUUGCACGUACCACCACAGCAACAUCCCAAUGUCUCUUGGCCCUUACUUCCCAUGCCGUGAAAAUCUGAAAUUGAUAGGAGGCAAAAGUAACAUUCGCCCACCUCGCCCCGAGCUCAAUAUGUGCCUCUUGCCCACAAUGGUCGAAGCCAGCAAGGGCAAAGAUGAAGUUUACGAUCGUAUGCUGCUAGAUUACUUCUUUUCGUAUCAUCAGUUCAUCCAUCUGCUGUGUCGAGUUGCCAUCAACUGCGAGAAGUUCACAGAAACUUUAGUAAAGAUGAGUGUCCUUGUCGCAUAUGAAGGUUUGCCUCUUCAUCUAGCUUUGUUUCCCAAACUUUGGACUGAGCUCUGCCAAACUCAGUCUGCUAUGUCAAAGAACUGCAUCAAGCUUCUGUGUGAAGAUCCUGUGUUUGCAGAAUACAUUAAAUGUAUUCUGAUGGAUGAAAGGACCUUUCUCAACAACAACAACGUGCACACCUUCUUAAUGCAUUUCCUUCUCAAGGUGCAAGGGCAGGUUUUUUCUGAAGCAAAUUGUGCCGGAGUAAUCAAUAAUUUGGUAACUAAUCUGAUCAACCAGUAUCAGAGCCUAGAAUCGGAUUUUGCCAACCAGCGAGUUGAAAUUUUCAAAGCAAGCUCCACUUUAAAUGGGGACCUUCGAGCCCUCACUCUGCUGCUUUCUGUGCACACUCCAAAACAGCUGAAUGCUGCCCUGAUUCCAACGUUGCAAGAACUGCUCAAUAAAUGUAGGACUUGUCAACAGCAGAAAAACUCUCUGCAGGAGCAAGAAGCCAAAGAAAGAAAAACUAAAGAUGAUGAAGGAGCUACUCCUGUUAAAAGAAGACGGGUUAGCAGUGAUGAGGAGCAUGCAGUGGACAGUUGCAUCAGUGAUCUGAAAGCAGAGCCCAGGGAAGCCUUGACUCCAGCAAGCACCUCCGAUAAUGAGACAAGAGACUCCUCCAUCAUUGACCCAGGCACUGAGCAGGACCUGCCCUCUCCUGAAAACAGCUCCAUUAAGGAGUACCGGAUGGAAGUUCCGUCUUCAUUCUCUGAAGACAUUAUGCUAGCCACCCGGUCACAGCAUGGGGAGGAUCAGCCAGGCAGUGGUAGAUUUGAAGAAUGUAAAGAGCUGAGGGAGCCACCCGGCUCCAAGGAUUCCAACAUUGAGGAGGACGCAGAGUUCCCCUCCACUUCUAUUUCUGCCGUUCUUUCUGACCUCACAGAUUUGAAAAGCUGUGAAGGUCAAGCCUCGCAGGACCCCGAAUCUGGCUUACCGCUCAGUUGUAGCCAUUCCAGAGGACUCUUGAGUCACAUGCAGCAGCAGCAGCAAGACAUUUUAGACAUCCUCUGCAGGACCAUUGAGUCAGCAAUUCACAUGGUCACAAGGAUAUCUGGCAAAGGAAACCAAGCUGCUUCUUGACAAUGGAGGAGCAUGUCUGCUUUUAAAGUCGUUUUUUUCCCCUUCAGAAACAAUGCUGUUUGUAUAAGUUUUGCUUAUUUCUGUUUUGUGCUUCAGUUUGUCCAGUGCUUUCUGCUUGAAUGGCAAGAUUAAAUUUAUAUGCUUAAUUCUUGGUCAGGCAGAACUCCAGAUUUAAAAAGAUCUAGCAUCUACCGUACACUUUCUUAAAGGGCAAUCAGAUAAUGAAUAUGUUUUAUGUAAUUUAAAGUUCACUGUAGUGGCUUUCAUUUAAUAUGGCUGUCUGGGAGAACAGGGUCUCCUCGCCCUGUAUGGUGUAAUUUAAACUUAUGGCAUUUUUACUGUGUAUAAUAUGGUGUCCUCUGUGCCAGUUUUGUACCUUACAAUAGAGGCAGAUUGCCUCCAAUCUCUGUGGUUCUUAUUAUCAAAAUUAAGUUUACUUGUAUACUAAACAACCACAAGAAAUUUGAUUCUGUAAAGAAUCCUCUUUAGCUGUGGCCUGACAGUAUAUAAUAUAUAUAUAUAUAUGGUGCUUUAUUUAACAGAAUACCUGUGGAGGAAAUAAAGCACACUUGAUGUAAAAUUAAUUGUUUUAUUUUUAUUGACAUGACCGAUUGCUAUUCUGUGCACUUCAUUAAACUGAUUGUGACGACUUUU